This is a messenger RNA of Cynara cardunculus var. scolymus (artichoke), 2232 nucleotides long. Its product is annotated as ABC transporter G family member 16-like. The record is from RefSeq and is a predicted model, not a curated record. Lineage: Eukaryota; Viridiplantae; Streptophyta; Magnoliopsida; Asterales; Asteraceae. The coding region runs from base 1 to 2232 and encodes 743 amino acids. The transcript has a single exon. Gene Ontology annotation, cellular component: membrane. Gene Ontology annotation, molecular function: ABC-type transporter activity; ATP hydrolysis activity; ATP binding.
AUGUCAAGGAUAGUGGCGGACAAUAUCACCGACAGCUCGGCGUUUUAUGAUCGUCCGGCGAAUGCAGUGCCUUCUCCGACUCUCGGGGAGCUUUUGAAGUAUGUUGGAGAUAUUAGGAAGGAGGGGAAUGGAGAUGAGACGCCGGCGCAUCGUGUUUUGGAGAUGAGUGAAACCAGCAGUGAGCCUCGGUCGUUGCCGUUUGUUUUGUCGUUUAAUAAUCUGACGUAUAGUGUGAAGAUUCGUAGUAAGAUGGCGAUUCCGGCGGUGUUUGGGGGGAGGAGGAGGUUAGGUGGUGCACCAGCGACGUCCAUGGAGGCGGUUGGAGGAGAGAGGUUGUUUUCGAGGAGUAAGGUGUUGUUGAAUGAUAUCUCCGGUGAAGCUAGAGACGGGGAGAUACUGGCGGUGCUUGGUGCGAGUGGAUCAGGGAAAUCUACUUUGAUUGAUGCUUUGGCGAAUCGAAUUGCUAAAGGAAGUUUGAAAGGGACAAUGACUUUGAACGGCGAACAGUUGGAGUCGAGAUUAUUGAAGGUGAUCUCUGCUUACGUAAUGCAAGACGAUCUCCUAUUUCCGAUGUUAACCGUCGAAGAAACGCUGAUGUUCGCCGCUGAGUUCCGCCUCCCUCGAACGCUGUCGAAAUCGAAGAAGAAACUGAGAGUUCAAGCCCUAAUCGACCAGUUAGGGCUCCGGAACGCGGCCAAAACAGUCAUCGGCGAUGAAGGACACAGAGGAGUCUCAGGCGGAGAACGCCGUCGUGUUUCGAUCGGAAUCGACAUCAUUCAUGAUCCGAUUAUUCUACUUCUGGACGAGCCGACGUCGGGACUCGACUCUACCAGUGCCUACAUGGUGGUGAAGGUCUUGCAACGUAUUGCACAAAGUGGAAGCAUCGUGAUAAUGUCCAUUCACCAACCGAGUUACCGGAUUCUCGGUUUGCUCGACCGUCUCUUGUUUCUGUCCCGUGGACAGACGGUUUACAGUGGUUCUCCGACGAAUCUCCCCUUAUAUUUCUCCGAUUUCGGCCAUCCGAUUCCGGACAAAGAGAACCGGACUGAGUUCGCACUCGAUUUGAUCAGAGAACUCGAAGGAUCACCAGGAGGAACCAAAAGCCUCGUUGAAUUCAACAAAUCAUGGCAAAACCUCAAGCGAUCUCGAAACUCCAUCACCACCGGCUACGAAACACCAACACACGGCUUAUCCCUAAAAGAAGCCAUCAGCGCAAGCAUAUCCAGAGGCAAAUUAGUCUCCGGCGCCGGAGCCACCAACGACAUCAGUCCCAAUUCCAUGGUCCCUACCUUUGCGAAUCCAAUGUGGAUUGAAAUGGCGGUUUUAUCAAAACGAUCAUUCACUAAUUCACGCAGAAUGCCUGAACUUUUUGGGAUUCGGUUAGGUGCUGUUGUGGUCACAGGGUUCAUACUUGCCACCAUGUUCUGGAAUCUAGAUAAUUCCCCAAAAGGCGUUCAGGAACGAUUAGGGUUCUUCGCAUUCGCCAUGUCUACAACCUUCUACACCUGCGCAGACGCAUUACCCGUCUUCCUCCAAGAACGUUACAUUUUCAUGAGAGAAACAGCCUACAACGCUUACAGACGUUCAUCAUACGUUCUCUCCCACUCCAUAGUCGCAAUCCCAGCUCUCAUUUUCCUCUCGUUCGCAUUCUCCGCAAUCACAUUUUGGGCCGUCGGACUCGACGGCGGCUUUUCAGGUUUCGUCUUCUACUACUUGAUCAUCCUCGCCUCCUUCUGGGCCGGAAGCUCCUUUGUCACAUUUCUCUCCGGCAUCGUCCCUCACGUCAUGCUCGGCUACACCAUCGUUGUCGCCAUCCUCGCUUACUUCCUUCUCUUCAGCGGAUUCUUCAUCAACCGUGAUCGAAUCCCCAUUUACUGGAUCUGGUUCCACUACAUCUCCCUCGUCAAAUACCCAUACGAAGCAGUUCUACAAAACGAAUUCCAAGACCCCAUCAAGUGUUUCGUCCGCGGAACUCAAAUCUUCGACAACAGCCCUCUGGGAGACAUCGAUAACUCCAUGAAAGUGAAACUAUUACAAAGCAUGAGUAGAUCGUUAGGCGUAAGCAUCACCAGCACCACCUGUCUGACCACCGGCGCCGAUAUACUGAAGCAACAAGGAAUCACCGAUCUAACCAAAUGGAACUGCUUGUGGAUAACGGUCGCUUGGGGGUUCUUGUUCAGGAUCCUAUUCUACUUCUGCUUGUUGCUGGGGAGCAAAAAUAAGAGGAGGUAA